AUGGCUUCGGCGCGUAACGCAACAGCAGCCGCAGCCGAAUCUGCAUCACAAGCCACUGCAACGACAUGGGAGCGGUUAACGAGCUGGUACGGCGAGAACAAGGUCGUCGCGUGGACCAUUGCCGGUGUCACAGUGGUCGCGGCCGGCGGUACAAUCUACUACCUUUCACAACCUCCCCCUCAGGCCUCAGACAAGACUUCGAAGAAGGACAGGCGGAAAGCUAAGAAGAAGGAUGGCGAGAAGGCGGCAGAAGAGGGCAAGGUGGAGCCUAAGACGGAUGCGAAAGCAGCUCCCAAAGCACCCUCAGUCGAGGCCGAGCCAGAAGAGCUGCCGCAUGUGACAGAGGAUUCCGUCGCGCAGCUGUCUGAGCAACAGCGGAAGGACUACGCUGCGAAGCUGAAGGCGGCGGGCAACAAGGCGUAUGGCUCGAAAGAUUACAACCGCGCCAUUGAGCUUUACGGCCAAGCCAUCCUCUGCAAGGCUGAUCCCGUUUUCUACUCCAACCGCGCCGCCUGCUGGAACGCCAUGAGCAACUGGUCAAAGGUCAUUGAGGACACUACUGCCGCUAUCAACCUGGACAGCGAGUAUGUGAAGGCCCUGAACCGGAGAGCGAACGCAUACGAGCAAGAGUCUCGUUUCAGCGAAGCAUUGCUCGAUUACACUGCUAGCUGCAUCAUCGACCAAUUCCGCAACGAGAACUCUGCGCAGGCUGUGGAGAGGCUGCUGAAGAAGGUUGCCGAGACAAAGGCGAAGAGCAUCAUGGAGGGCAAGGAGAAGAGGCUCCCGUCGCCGACCUUUGUCUCCAACUACCUGCAGUCCUUCCGUGCCAAGCCGCUUCCGGAGGGUCUUGAGGAGACGGCAGAUCUGGAGGAUGGCAGCGGCAAAUGGUACAUGCGCAAGGGCCUGCAAGCCAUCCAGACCAGGACCGGCGAGGGCUAUGCCGAGGCGGCGCAGAGCUUCGAUAAGGCCAUUGAGGUCAACAACUUGGACAAGCACGAAGCCUUUGCCUACAACAUGCGUGGCACCUUCCGAUACCUCAAGGGUGAAAAUGAGCUGGCGCUGGAGGAUUUGAACAAGUCGCUUGAGAUCGAUCCAAGCUUGGUCCAGAGCUACGUGAAGCGCGCCAGCAUGCAUCUUGAGCAGAGUAGGUUCUCGUUCCGCUCGACUCUUGCGUCUGAGCUUGAUGCAGAUGACGGUACUGACAAUUCAUUCUCAGGCAAACGCGACGAGGCCGCCCGCGACUUCGAACUCGCAACUACCCACAACGCCGAAGACCCAGAUAUCUUCUACCACCGCGCCCAGCUUCACUUCAUCCUCUCCGAAUUCUCAAACGCCGCAACCGACUACCAGAAAUCGAUCGACCUCGACUCCAAGUUCAUCUUCUCGCACAUUCAGCUUGGCGUGACGCAGUACAAGAUGGGCUCGAUCGCUUCCUCGAUGGCCACCUUUAGGAGAUGUAUUAAAAAUUUCGGUGACAAGAGCGACGUGUACAACUACUAUGGCGAGCUGUUGCUGGACCAGCAAAAGUAUCAGGAGGCUGUGGAGAAGUUCGAGACGGCUGUGGAGAUGGAGCGGAAGACUGUUGGUGAGAGGGGAGGUGGGAUGAAUGUGCUGCCGCUCAUCAACAAGGCGUUGGCUUUGUUCCAGUGGAAGCAGGACUUCAGUGCUGCGGAGGAGUUGUGUCAGAAGGCUUUGAUUAUUGACCCUGAAUGCGACAUCGCCGUUGCAACCAUGGCCCAGCUUCUCCUCCAGCAAGGCAAAGUCACAGAAGCUCUGCAGUACUUCGAGCGCGCCGCCGAGCUCUCCCGAACCGAAGGCGAGAUCGUUAACGCACUAUCGUACGCCGAGGCUACCCGGACGCAAUUGGAGGUGCAAGACAAGUACCCACAACUUGCCAGCCGACUGCAGGGUAUGGGCGCUGGUAUGGGAGGACCACCGCCAGGGGUCAGAUAG
This is a messenger RNA of Saxophila tyrrhenica, 1953 nucleotides long. It is a transcript of the gene TOM70, whose product is annotated as TOM (translocase of outer membrane) complex component. Gene Ontology annotation, molecular function: transmembrane protein transporter activity; protein binding. The record is from RefSeq and is a predicted model, not a curated record. Gene Ontology annotation, cellular component: mitochondrial outer membrane. NCBI's taxonomy places the organism in Eukaryota, Fungi, Ascomycota, Dothideomycetes, Mycosphaerellales, Extremaceae. The coding region runs from base 1 to 1953 and encodes 650 amino acids. Gene Ontology annotation, biological process: protein insertion into mitochondrial inner membrane; protein import into mitochondrial matrix. The transcript has 2 exons.